AUGAGCAUCAUUUUCGAAAAAAGUGGAACAAAAACACACUUUGAGAUUGAAAUGCAUACAUUCAUAUUCUGUAAAAUAUUUUUUAGAGAUAUGCGAAACACAUCUGCAACAGUUCCACAAGUGAACACAACUACUUCAUUUGACACUUCACUAACGUCAUCAACUGGACAAACACAAACAUUCACUACUGAUCGCACACCGGCAACAUUCACGAGCACUCCAUCCACAUCCAUAUCAACACCAACAACACUCACUGAUAAUCAAACUUCACUGACAUCCACAUCUUCCAGCAAACUGACAGAAUCCGUGAGGACAACAUCGGUUCCAACUAACAUCACAACAUCAAGUACUGUAGCAACAAACACAUCUGCAACAGUUCCACAAGUGAACACAACUACUUCAUUUGACACUUCACUAACGUCAUCAACUGGACAAACACAAACAUUCACUACUGAUCGCACACCGGCAACAUUCACGAGCACUCCAUCCACAUCCAUAUCAACACCAACAACACUCACUGAUAAUCAAACUUCACUGACAUCCACAUCUUCCAGCAAACUGACAGAAUCCGUGAGGACAACAUCGGUUCCAACUAACAUCACAACAUCAAGUACUGUAGCAACAAACACAUCUGCAACAGUUCCACAAGUGAACACAACUACUUCAUUUGACACUUCACUAACGUCAUCAACUGGACAAACACAAACAUUCACUACUGAUCGCACACCGGCAACAUUCACGAGCACUCCAUCCACAUCCAUAUCAACACCAACAACACUCACUGAUAAUCAAACUUCACUGACAUCCACAUCUUCCAGCAAACUGACAGAAUCCGUGAGGACAACAUCGGUUCCAACUAACAUCACAACAUCAAGUACUGUAGCAACAAACACAUCUGCAACAGUUCCACAAGUGAACACAACUACUUCAUUUGACACUUCACUAACGUCAUCAACUGGACAAACACAAACAUUCACUACUGAUCGCACACCGGCAACAUUCACGAGCACUCCAUCCACAUCCAUAUCAACACCAACAACACUCACUGAUAAUCAAACUUCACUGACAUCCACAUCUUCCAGCAAACUGACAGAAUCCGUGAGGACAACAUCGGUUCCAACUAACAUCACAACAUCAAGUACUGUAGCAACAAACACAUCUGCAACAGUUCCACAAGUGAACACAACUACUUCAUUUGACACUUCACUAACGUCAUCAACUGGACAAACACAAACAUUCACUACUGAUCGCACACCGGCAACAUUCACGAGCACUCCAUCCACAUCCAUAUCAACACCAACAACACUCACUGAUAAUCAAACUUCACUGACAUCCACAUCUUCCAGCAAACUGACAGAAUCCGUGAGGACAACAUCGGUUCCAACUAACAUCACAACAUCAAGUACUGUAGCAACAAACACAUCUGCAACAGUUCCACAAGUGAACACAACUACUUCAUUUGACACUUCACUAACGUCAUCAACUGGACAAACACAAACAUUCACUACUGAUCGCACACCGGCAACAUUCACGAGCACUCCAUCCACAUCCAUAUCAACACCAACAACACUCACUGAUAAUCAAACUUCACUGACAUCCACAUCUUCCAGCAAACUGACAGAAUCCGUGAGGACAACAUCGGUUCCAACUAACAUCACAACAUCAAGUACUGUAGCAACAAACACAUCUGCAACAGUUCCACAAGUGAACACAACUACUUCAUUUGACACUUCACUAACGUCAUCAACUGGACAAACACAAACAUUCACUACUGAUCGCACACCGGCAACAUUCACGAGCACUCCAUCCACAUCCAUAUCAACACCAACAACACUCACUGAUAAUCAAACUUCACUGACAUCCACAUCUUCCAGCAAACUGACAGAAUCCGUGAGGACAACAUCGGUUCCAACUAACAUCACAACAUCAAGUACUGUAGCAACAAACACAUCUGCAACAGUUCCACAAGUGAACACAACUACUUCAUUUGACACUUCACUAACGUCAUCAACUGGACAAACACAAACAUUCACUACUGAUCGCACACCGGCAACAUUCACGAGCACUCCAUCCACAUCCAUAUCAACACCAACAACACUCACUGAUAAUCAAACUUCACUGACAUCCACAUCUUCCAGCAAACUGACAGAAUCCGUGAGGACAACAUCGGUUCCAACUAACAUCACAACAUCAAGUACUGUAGCAACAAAUACAACAGGAACAGUUGCAGAAAAUAGUACACUUAGUACCAUCAAGGCUUCAUUCACAACAAGUACAUCUUCAAUAGAGCUUAAUACAUCCACAACCAUAUCAGUAUUAACGACUAUAGUAUCCACUGAUAAAUUAACUGAAAGAACAUCUACAUUCUCGAGUCAAUCAACACAAUCUAUCACUGAUUUAAUUACAACAGCUUCGACUUUGACUACCACUGAAACAACAACCACUACAACAAUCUAUGUUGGUAGAGUAUCUACAACAUUUCAAGUCAAAGCAAUAAUAUACGCUUUCAGUACUGGCAAGUAUGUUACGUGGUCAAAUGAUUAUGCUGAUAAAACAUCGAGUGCUUAUAAAACCCUAUCUACAAACUACUGUUCCUUGCUAUUACAGAGUAUACUAACAGAAAAUACCCGAAUAACUCAAGGUGCAACAUGUACAUUAAAUAGAUUCAUUCGAAGUACAUUAAAUUUACAAUCUAAACGACAAAUUCAAAAUUCUAACAAUAAUACAACAACUGAUGCUGUUCAAGGUGAUGCACAAAUUGAAUUACAAACAUUAGCUGGUUCACAAUUGAAUCAAGCACAAUUUUCACAAUUAUUAUUUAAUGGUUAUCAAAAGCUCAAUUUAUCAAGUGGAAAUUAUUUAAGUGGUAUUGAAUCAACACGAAUUUCACCAACUAUUACAUGUUCACAAACUCGAUCACUUUGUGGUGAACAUGCAUCAUGUAGAAAUACUGAUAAUGGUGUCACAUGUACAUGUGAUCCAAUGUGGAAAGAUUUAAAUCCAAGUGAUCCAGGGAAAAAUUGUACACUACAUCCUGGAACAAUUGCAUUAAUUGUAUUUGCUGCUAUUCUAUUAACUAUUGCUAUUAUAGCAUUAAUCUAUUUUAUAAUUCGAACUGAAUCUAUUAAACAAUUACGAUUAAAACAAAUGACUUAA
This is a messenger RNA of Schistosoma rodhaini, 3156 nucleotides long. Lineage: Eukaryota; Metazoa; Platyhelminthes; Trematoda; Strigeidida; Schistosomatidae. The record is from the annotation of a GenBank genome assembly.